Messenger RNA from Schistosoma spindalis, 489 nucleotides. The record is from the annotation of a GenBank genome assembly. Lineage: Eukaryota; Metazoa; Platyhelminthes; Trematoda; Strigeidida; Schistosomatidae.
AUGACUACACAACGGUCAGUAUUUCGACGAAGACGUUCAUCAUCUUUAUCAACAAUAAAUACUAGUUAUUCAGAUGAUGAAGAUUUUUGGUCUGCAUCUUCUUCAAGAAAAACAUCAAAGGAUUCAGAAUAUAAGAAAAAAAUGAGUUUGUCAGCUGUUCAAUCAGCCAAUGAAUUAUAUAUUACUAAUCCUAAUGAUACAUCAAAUGAAAUUGAGUAUUCACAUGAAACUUUAUACAACUAUAAUGAAUCACACACACUUAGAGAGUCUCGAACAAACUCUUUUCAAUUCGAUAAUAUUAUGUGUCGACGACAAUCAGUUAGUUUGCCUGGAUUUCAUGAAGGACUAAAUUCUGGUAAAUUAGUAUCAAGAUUAAGCUUAGUUGGUGAUGAACUUGAAGAGAGCUUAAAGAAAUUUAAAAACUCACAUGAAAUGAACAGUAAAAGAAGAUGGACUAUAUUUGAUUGUUCAACGUCGAAACCAGAAUAA